This is a messenger RNA of Prosopis cineraria, 1059 nucleotides long. RefSeq names its product probable carboxylesterase 9. Bases 48 to 1004 code for a protein of 318 amino acids. Lineage: Eukaryota; Viridiplantae; Streptophyta; Magnoliopsida; Fabales; Fabaceae. The record is from RefSeq and is a predicted model, not a curated record. The transcript has a single exon. Gene Ontology annotation, molecular function: hydrolase activity.
CCUAAUAUCCAUCGUCUCUUAUCUUCUAUAGCUACAACCAAAAGAAAAUGUCCAAAUUUGAUCCUUACAACCAUCUGAGUAUAAUUCUUAACCCCGACGGGACUCUCACUCGUAACUACAAUGCUCCGACGGUCAAUUCAAGCCCUGAGCCCACGCCGGGCGACUCUGCCGUCUCCAAAGAUGUCACUCUCAACGUUGAGAAGAAAUCCUGGCUUCGCAUUUACCGGCCGACCAAACUUCCGUCCAACGACAACAUGGUGGCCCGGCUUCCGAUCAUAAUCUACUUUCACCACGGAGGUUGGAUUCUCCUUAGUGCGGCUGACGUUAACAUCCACACAAACUGCUCACAACUCGCUGGCGACAUCCCUGCCAUCGUUGUCUCUGUAAACUACCGCCUCGCUCCUGAGAGUCGCCUGCCGGAGCAAUACCACGACGCAAACGACGCCGUAUUGUGGGUUAAACAACAAAUAAUUGAUCCAAAAGGAGAGAAAUGGAUAAGAGACUAUGGAGAUCCUUCAAGAUGUUAUCUCUAUGGAUGUGGCUGUGGAGGGAACAUUGUGUUCAAUUUGGGUAUGAAAGUUUCAGAGUUAAAAUUAGAGCCAUUGAGGAUUCAAGGAAUAAUAAUGAACCAACCCAUGUUUGGAGGAGUGAAGAGGACGAAGUCGGAGCUGCGAUUCGCUACGGACGAGCUCUUACCACUACCUGUGGUGGACUUGAUGUGGGACCUAGUGCUGCCGAAACAAGCCGAUAGGGACCACAGAUAUUGUAAUCCUCUGUUGGAAGGUCCACACAAAGAGGCCAUAGGGAGGCUGGCAAAAUGCCUUGUCAUUGGCUUUGGUGGAGAUAUCAUGAUUGAUCGCCAGCAAGACCUUGUGAUCAUGCUUGUGAACUGUGGGGUCCAGGUGGAUGCGAGGUUUGAUCCAGUGGGGUUCCACAAUGUUGAUAUGGUGGACUCUCGGCGAGCUAGUGCAGUUGUGAAUAUCGUUAAGGAAUUUAUUCUUUGAAUUGUAUAGUCUUAGCUUGUGUGGAACUCGAACUCGAUUACCUUUGACAGUAUAA